This is a messenger RNA of Ipomoea triloba (trilobed morning glory), 1077 nucleotides long. Its product is annotated as zinc finger protein ZAT5-like. Lineage: Eukaryota; Viridiplantae; Streptophyta; Magnoliopsida; Solanales; Convolvulaceae. The coding region runs from base 81 to 941 and encodes 286 amino acids. The transcript has a single exon. The record is from RefSeq and is a predicted model, not a curated record.
CUCAAAUUCUUAUAUCUUUCAAGGCUGCUCUGAUCAUCGAUCUUCACUUUACUUUUUGGCUGUUUUUAGGCACUAUUGUUAUGGAAAUCUCUCAAGAAUAUUCCGAUUAUCAGAUGGUGUUGGUGAAAGGAAAGCGUACUAAACGUCCGAGGGGGUUGUCGCCGGCUGACUCGAGCUGUUCUAGCGGCGGCGGGGAUGGCGGCGGCGGUGGUGGUGCUGUUUUCUAUUCCUCCUCCGCUCAAUCUCCGGCGACUUCCACUAGCCAGAUAUCCACCGAUGAGGAUGAGGACAUGGCGAAUUGUCUGAUUCUUUUGGCAAGCGGCGGCGGCGGCGGAUGCCGUCAAGUAGAGAGCGUUAGUGGCGGCCGGAAAGUCGACGAAAUGGGCGGCGGCGCCGCCAAGGGUGGCGGCGAUUUAUUCGUCUAUCAGUGCAAAACUUGUACCCGAACUUUCCCGUCGUUUCAAGCUCUUGGUGGGCAUAGAGCCAGCCACAAGAAACCUAAGAUCACGGCGGGAGACGAUCAGAAAAAAUCGCCGCCGCCGCCGCCUGCGGCGGCGCCGGCGGACCAUGAAAAACAAAGUUGGCCGCUUUCCGCCGCCGGGGUUUUCAGCAAUGGCGGCGGGAAGGCCAAGAUUCACGAGUGUUCGAUCUGCGGGUCGGAGUUCUCGUCGGGGCAAGCUCUGGGAGGUCACAUGAGAAGACACCGGCCGCCGCCUACUAUCAUUCCGACGAAGCUGCUCUCGGUGAGCAGCGACGGCGGAACGACCCACGUUUGUGAAUCAUCGGACGGUCGAGAGAAGGCGGCGCCGACAGGUGGCGUUUUCACGCUCGAUCUUAACCUGCCGGCUCCACUAGAAGAGGAUGAUGACGGUGAUCAAGAAACAAAGUUACAAAAUAAUCUUGCGUUUUCCACCCCGGCUUUGGUGGACUGUCAUUACUGAAACAGAUAAUACACAUAGUGAUAUUGAAUUAUUUGUUUUAAAUUUUAAUUGAUUGUUUGUGAUCCAUCACCCAACAUCAAAUUUAUCUUGAUUAUUAUUUGUUAUCAUUCUAAACUUAUUAUUAUUAUUAUUGAAA